GUUUCUUAACGUCUGUGUCGGUGUACGCUGGAGAGCUAAACAAACUAACCCUGGCUUCAGCACAGGUGGCUCGUUCAUCUGCGAGCAGAUUCGACCCUAUAAAGCGCACAGGUGCACAGUAAUUGCACAUAAAGCAGUUCAUGUCUGUUUGAAGCUAUUCACUUAUUGUUUACUGCUUCGUUUAUUUCAUUUAAAAAAAAAAACUGCAACUAUGAGUGCCGGAGGUGGAACUCCUUAUAUUGGCAGUAAGAUAAGUUUGAUUUCAAAGGCCCAGAUUCGAUAUGAAGGCAUACUGUCUUCUGUGGACACGGAGAGGUCCACCGUUACUUUGGCCAAAGUUAAAUCCUUUGGUACAGAGGACCGGCACACGGAGAGACCAGUGCCUUCAAAAGAUGAGAUAUUUGAAUAUAUAAUAUUCAGAGGAAGUGAUAUCAAAGAUAUUACUGUGUCUGAACCCCCAAAACCACACCACGGACUACCCCGAGAUCCUGCCAUUGUUCAGUCAUCCAUGGGCUCAUCUUCUGGAUACCACCCACGUUGGAGUCCAUGCAGAGAAAUGAUGCCCACCUUUAACCAACUGGCUGCUGGCUCUCUGCUGGCUCAGCAGUACAAUGCAGCUUUAGACCCAAUGCCAGUACUUCAUUGUACAGCCAGAAGGGCACCUAUGGUGGAGCAGGCGGUUCAAACCGUGCCUUUGACCACAGCCGCACAGAGGAGGGGAAAGGCUCCAACCCCACCGCAGAGCAGGAUUCCUGUUCGUCCGUCUAGGGGCCCCCCACGAGAUGCUUCGCGGGUUGAGAAGGAGAAUGUUCCCACCAGUCAAGCAUCAAAAUCAGCCGCAGCAAAGGUACAAGGCCAAAGUUCUGAUGAUCAGAAAACGAGACAAAAACAAGGCAGUCGCAGGGCCAGGACCAGAAGUCGUGGCCAGCUCUUGGCGAAAAACUCUAAAGUCACAGCUUUGGAGUUUGAGGCAGAUUUUGAUUUUGAAACUGCGAAUGCUCAGUUUAAAGAUCAUCUGACAAAGGAGGUGAAAGCAGGUGAGAAACUGGAGUCUUGGGAGGACCAGCACUCAAAACAUGAGCUACAGGAGGAAACUCUUGCAGAGAAGUAUUAUAACAAAGCUAAAUGUUUCUUUGACAACUUCUCAGCAGACCCUAAACCCAGAAGAACUACCUGGGCUGAGGAGAAGAAGCUGAACAUGGAAACAUUUGGAGUCCCUGGUCGCUUUCUGAGGGGGAGAGGAUUCAGGGGACGUGGGCGCAAAGCAGAGGGCAGCACAGAUGGGCAAACCCUUGCCAAGAUUGGCAGUGGGAGGGUGUGAAAACAUUUUUGUUAAUGCUACUGUAAAUGUUUUCUACUUUAAAUCAAUCUCUCUGACUUCACCUAAGUAAUUUAAUUUAAUAUUUAAGCUUUGGCUUGUUUACAUGAAAUGGGAGCGAUUUCUUUUUAAUCCAGCAGCUGUGUACUAGAAGCAGGCAGUAUUGACUGUCCCUGGAUCAGGAUAGCAUUUCUGUUUAGUGUAUUGAUCUAUGUACUUAUGUGUAACUCGAAUGGUCUUGAAACUAUUUUUCUUGGCAUUGGAUUUUUUUUUUCUGCUCCUUGUAAAAGAUUAAAAGUGGAGAAAUGUGCAACAGUCGCUAUUAAACUCUAUGUUGUGUAAAGGUG
Messenger RNA from Xiphophorus hellerii (green swordtail), 1665 nucleotides. RefSeq names its product protein LSM14 homolog B-like. Lineage: Eukaryota; Metazoa; Chordata; Actinopteri; Cyprinodontiformes; Poeciliidae. The coding region runs from base 212 to 1321 and encodes 369 amino acids. Gene Ontology annotation, molecular function: mRNA binding. The record is from RefSeq and is a predicted model, not a curated record. The transcript has 8 exons.